CUAAUACAACCCUCCAAGUGAGCAGGACUAUUCUUCCCACUGCGAUCUGACAGUUGACUGUGUGCCUGGAGAGAAGACAGCAUUAAAAACCAAGUUUGCUACUGAAAAAGGAGGAAGAAGAAGACUUUCACUGAUGGACUUAGCCAUGCCAGCAUAGCCUUGAAUUUUCGACAGCAGUUUAGGACUCUGGAUUCUUAUGUGCCUUGAGGUUUGCUAAACUGGUGGUUUAUUACUCAAAGAAAGAAAGAAAGAAUGUGGCAGAUUGUUUUCUUUACUUUGAGCUGUGAUCUUGUCUUGGCCGCAGCCUACAACAACUUUCGCAAAAGCAUGGACAGCAUAGGAAAAAAGCAGUAUCAGGUCCAGCAUGGGUCCUGCAGCUACACUUUCCUCCUGCCGGAGAUGGACAACUGUCGCUCUUCCUCCAACUCCUACGUAUCCAAUGCUGUGCAGAGGGAUGCACCACUAGAUUACGAUGAUUCGGUGCAGAGGCUGCAAGCAUUGGAGAGCAUCAUGGAGAACAACACUCAGUGGCUAAUGAAGCUUGAGAAUUACAUCCAGGACAACAUGAAGAAAGAGAUGGCGGAGAUGCAGCAGAAUGCAGUGCAGAACCAGACUGCUGUGAUGAUAGAAAUAGGAACCAGCCUGCUCAAUCAGACAGCAGAGCAAACACGGAAACUAACUGACGUGGAGGCCCAAGUAUUAAAUCAGACAACAAGACUUGAACUUCAGCUUCUGGAACAUUCUCUUUCUACAAACAAAUUGGAAAAACAGAUUUUGGAUCAGACCAGUGAAAUAAACAAAUUGCAAGACAAGAACAGUUUCCUAGAAAAGAAAGUGCUAGAUAUGGAAGACAAGCACAUAGUUCAACUACAGUCCAUAAAAGAAGAGAAAGACCAGCUCCAGGUGUUAGUCUCCAAGCAAAACUCCAUCAUUGAAGAACUAGAAAAACAAUUAGUGACGUCCACAGUGAAUAAUUCAGUUCUUCAAAAGCAGCAUCAUGAUCUGAUGGAGACAGUUCGUAAUUUAGUGACUAUGAUAUCAACAUCAAACUCAGCUAAGAACUCCUUUGUUGCUAAAGAAGAACCAAUCAUUUUCAGAGACUGUGCUGAAGUAUUCAGAUCAGGACAUACCACUAAUGGCAUCUACACGUUAACAUUUCCUAAUUCUACAGAAGAGAUAAAGGCUUACUGCGAAAUGGAAACUGGUGGAGGCGGGUGGACUGUUAUUCAGCGACGUGAAGAUGGCAGUGUUGAUUUUCAGAGGACCUGGAAAGAAUAUAAAGUGGGAUUUGGUAACCCUUCAGGAGAACACUGGCUGGGAAAUGAGUUUGUCUCACAACUGACUAAUCAGCAACGCUAUGUGCUUAAAAUACACCUUAAAGACUGGGAGGGAAAUGAGGCUUACUCAUUGUAUGAACAUUUCUGUCUCUCAAAUGAAGAACUCAAUUAUAGGAUUUAUCUUAAAGGACUCACAGGGACAGCCGGCAAAAUAAGCAGCAUAAGCCAACCAGGAAAUGACUUUAGUACAAAGGAUGCAGACAACGACAAAUGUAUUUGCAAGUGUUCACAAAUGCUAACAGGAGGCUGGUGGUUUGAUGCAUGUGGUCCUUCCAACUUGAAUGGAAUGUACUACCCACAAAGGCAGAACACAAACAAGUUCAAUGGUAUUAAGUGGUACUACUGGAAAGGGUCAGGCUACUCACUCAAGGCCACCACCAUGAUGAUCAGACCAGCAGAUUUCUAAAUGUCUGUCUAUACUUGACGAAGAGCGUAUUGUACUAUUUUGAAAGAAUUAAUCCCACAGCACUGAAGACACUGCUGCACACUGUCUCUCCAUGUCAGACAGCAUGCUUUUGGGUGCCGAUGGGGUCCAAAUGCUCCAGAUUAGAGACCUGUAAACUUCAUCAUUUUAACCUGCAUCACUUAAAGAACCAAAGCAAAACCCCAAACAAGCAACGAUCUGGCAUUGAAAUCUGACAGAACACCUAUGAGAAGGUGGAUUCAAGGUUGAGAGUUAGACUGACAAUUUACAGACUCUGCUGUCACAACCAAGAAUGUUAUGUGAGAGUUAAUCAGUAAAUAACUGGAAAACAGAACACUUAAAUAGUACAGAUAAUCUUGGACUGCAUUCCUUUAAGCACUGUUUAUAGAUUGUGUAAAUAUCCAUAUGUCCUGAAUUCAGCAUCACUAUCACAAUUAAAUGAAAGUAAAAAUUCUCUAAGCUACAAAAAUAUAUUAUAUAUUCAGGGAUUUUCUGAAAAGUGGCUACUAGCAGUUUAAUAUUUGGAAAAACAC
Cynocephalus volans (Philippine flying lemur) is the source of this 2294-nucleotide messenger RNA. It is a transcript of the gene ANGPT2, whose product is annotated as angiopoietin 2. Gene Ontology annotation, biological process: Tie signaling pathway. Gene Ontology annotation, molecular function: receptor tyrosine kinase binding. Bases 253 to 1743 code for a protein of 496 amino acids. The record is from RefSeq and is a predicted model, not a curated record. The transcript has 9 exons. Lineage: Eukaryota; Metazoa; Chordata; Mammalia; Dermoptera; Cynocephalidae.